GUUAAUACCCAAAAUAUCACGAAGUUACACAUUUGUCGAGCUGAAAUUUAGUUUACCAGCGUCACUUAAAAGAAAAUGAAGCAAAAAAUUUUAUUCCUGUUUUCAAUAAUUUUAAUAAUUUCAUUUGUUGAAUGCAGAAGAAUUGCUGGUGGAUGGCCUGCUGAACCUGGCUAUGUGGCUUGGCAUGUAAAGCUUGAACCAUCUAAUGGAAGUUUUAGACGAUUAUGUGGUGGAGCAUUGAUUCGAUAUAAUUGGGUACUUACAGCAGGUCAAUGCAUUUUUAGUGCCAGAGACGUCAUUGUUAGACUUGGUGUUUUAGACAGACUAGAAGGAGCUGAACCUGCAAUAUUCUGGGUUCAAGAUCGAAAACAUAUUAUAGUCCAUGAAGAUUAUUUUGAAGAUGCCAGUCAAUCACUUUAUAGAAAUGACAUUGGGCUGGUUUAUUUGAAGGACGCUACAGAAGAACUCUUGAAUAUUUUUGAUACAAAUGACGUUAGACUUGUUUAUACAAUUCCACUUCCAAUGGACACAAAUUUAGAAACUGCUAAUAGAACGGCAAUUGCAUCUGGGUUUGGAUUUUACAAUGAUGGACCUGAUGCCAUUCAGUCAAUGAGGCUUCAAAUUGUGGACAUGAUGGUAAUGGAACUAAACGAUUGUAUUUCAUAUCAUGGAACUUCAGUAAUUUCAAAUGGCAAUCUUUGUACAAAUACAACAGGAGGUCGAUCAACAUGUCUUGGCGAUGAAGGCGCUCCACUUGUCUCAGUUGUGGAUUUUAAUCCAACACUUAUUGGCAUCGGGAGUACAGGACUUCAAAAUUGUCAACAAGAACAUCCAGCGAUAUUUACAAGUGUUGUUUAUUACCUUGAUUGGAUUUUGACAGAAAUGGAUGGAAAUCCAGUUACUGAUCCAACAACAACAACAACAGAAGAUCCAAAUUCAACACAACCACCACCUGACAGUGGAAAGUGUAAUUGCAUUUGUAAUUGCUUUACAUGUCCUGCUCCUCCUUCAACUACAACGCAAGCUCCAGGAGUCAAUUAUUUUUGGAAAAAUUAACGUCCUCAAUAAUGUGAUGAGUUGACAUUUUUAAAGUAAAAUUUUUUGGGGAUUAAUAAAGAUUUCUUUAAGUUUUUGAAACACG
Messenger RNA from Chironomus riparius, 1141 nucleotides. The record is from the annotation of a GenBank genome assembly. NCBI's taxonomy places the organism in Eukaryota, Metazoa, Arthropoda, Insecta, Diptera, Chironomidae.